This is a messenger RNA of Poecilia latipinna (sailfin molly), 1402 nucleotides long. Its product is annotated as myelin and lymphocyte protein-like. Gene Ontology annotation, biological process: myelination. NCBI's taxonomy places the organism in Eukaryota, Metazoa, Chordata, Actinopteri, Cyprinodontiformes, Poeciliidae. Gene Ontology annotation, molecular function: structural constituent of myelin sheath. The transcript has 3 exons. Gene Ontology annotation, cellular component: membrane. The annotation marks the transcript as partial. The record is from RefSeq and is a predicted model, not a curated record.
UGCCCUCCUCUCUCCUCGCAGGUCAUUGGGGGUUUGGUGUGGAUCCUGGUGGCCUCGACCCGAGUCUUCCCAGACAAUCCUCUGGGCUGGGUCAUGUUCGUGUCCAUCUUCUGCUUCGUCGGGACGACUCUGUGGCUUCUCAUCUUCGCCUGUGGAGGCAAUCAGAGCAGCUUUUGGCCCGGCCUGGAUGCUGGUUUUCAUUUUGUGGCAGCGGUUUUCUACCUCAGUGCGUCGGUGGUGUUAGCCUACAUCACCAUUGUGCAUAAGACUGCUUCAACUAUUGACAUAACCCUACUGAAGAUCUACCGACUUGACAUUUCUGCAGUGGUGAUGUCCCAUGUGGCUACUCUCCUCUACUUCCUCCACGCCAUUUUCUCUGCCAUCCGAUGGAAGAGAGCCUGAAGCGCAACCUGAACCCCUCCAGACGUCAAACACAAGGAGAGACGCAGAAAAAUAAUGGCAUAUGUGACACAUUUUUGUUUUUCCUGUUUCGUUAGAACAAAUGGCGAAAAAAAAAAAAACUAAAGUGAUGAAACCCAUUAUGCACAAUAUAAGUCGCUGUUUUGACACGAUAAGCAACUAUUAGGUCUGAGUGAUACUGCUGAUAGAAGUGCUUAAAAAAAUGUCUUUUUAGAAAAAUACAUUCAUUCAGACAGUCUGAGUUGUUUAACAAAUAGGAAAAAACGAUUUCAGUGUUUUCAUUUCAUGGUAGUCAUUUGACCUUCACAAAGCAGCUGCUUUAGAGUCCACUCAACCAGCAGAAACCUUUAAAACAAACCCACGUACAAUUUUAUAAUUCACUCCAGAUGUUUCGAAGUUGCUUGUUUUUUGUUUGUUUUUUUUCCUUAUGAAUGCACGAAAGAUACUUUUCAGGUAUUUCCUUUAUUAUUUCAAUAACUGCACAGGUAACACACUAAAUAUACGACACAGAGGUAAACAGAACCACAUGAAAAUCAAGUAAAAUUCUAAUGAAUUACGACUACUACUACUACUACUACUACUAAUAAUAAUAAUAAUAGUAGUAAUGAUAAUGUCAAAAUAAAUUAGAGUCAAUUUGCAGUGGUCAAAACUUGUUUUUUUUUAAGAAAAAAAAAACACCCAAAGUUCAAAGUCUGACACGUGUCAUGAUCCAUUUCACAUCCUUCAUGGUCAAGCCGACUGCGUUCGCUCUUUUGAUCUGUUUUUUUUUUUACAUUUUAAAUGAGGAAAUCAUAAAACAAAAAAAGAAUGAAGAGAUUAGUUUUUGAUUAACUUUUUUUUUAUUCUAUUCCUAAAGAACAAUCUGUGUUGGUUCCCGUUUUUAUGCUCUGUGCUGUGGAAUAAAUGCGGAGAUUUCGAGAUUGUAAAUAAAUGAUUUCACUUUACAGGUAUGUUGAUAAUCUUUGUCACAAAAUAAAUAGAU